AUGUCACUGAAGACAAAGAGAGGCGUAAUUAAGGGGUCGGUGACACGAAUAAUUCGUUUUGUGGAGUCUUUGGAUGAGUCUCAAUUGAUUAUCCCGUCAAUCCAAGAAGAGCUUAAAGCUAAACUCGAGUAUCUUACGGAAGUCAGGGAUAAGCUUUCAAAUUUGCAUGAGCAAAUAAUUGCGGAAGAUGGGGUGAAUGUGGCUGAGGAAGAAAAUAGCUUUGAUGAACUUUAUGCCACAAUCGACAAUCUCGAUACUUCCAUUAGGGUUAUCAUCAACAAAAAGAAUACUGCAUCUAACGCUGAGGUUGAGAAACCCCCCAAGUCAUCUCAUGGUUCCAAUGAAAACCUAUCCGACUCAAAAUUUGACACUUUCGUGGACAAAUUCUCAAAAGUGUUGGAGAAGUUGUCAGGCCGUGAUGAAAUUGAUAAUGUAAAGCUCGAGCCAAUCAAAGUUCCCACCUUCUCCGGGUCAUAUGAAGAUUGGCCAACAUUCAAGGACAUUUUCCUGUCCUCUAUUGGGAAUUCUCAGCUUCCAGAUUCUCACAAAAUGCAAUAUCUCAUUUCAUACCUGAAAGAUGAGCCCCUAAGGACAGUACAACGUUUGAAAAUCUGCGAUGCAAAUUAUCGUGCUGCUUGGGAACUCCUCUCAGAAACAUAUGAUGAUCUUUCUGCUAUAAUCAAUGACAGUAUUCAGAGAUUUCUUUCCCUACCAAAUAUCAAACCUUCUUCUCAAGCGUCUGUCCGUGAGUUCCGUACUACUUGCAACUCAAUUCUGCACUCUCUCGAUACAAUGCAAGCAACGGGACGGGAUAUAUGGCUUGUUUAUUGGGCAUCCCAACGCCUAGACCAUGAUUCCAAGAUUCUAUGGGCUAAUACAAUAAAGGGAAAGGUUCCAACAUGGGAGCGCUUUGAUAGUUUUCUUGAGGGACGUGCAAAGGCACUUGCGAUCUACACGCCUCCAAUCGAGAAAACCCCUACUAUAAAAUCUCAACCCCCUCCAAAGGCUAUUCUUCGCUCAAAGCCGUCCACAACCAACUUGCUAACAACUGAUUCUUCUAGUGUUUGUGAUUGCUGCAAGGAGGGACAACACAGACUUUACAAAUGUCCCAAAUUCGAGGCACUCAGUCCAUUCGACAGAUUAGAGUUCGUCAAGUCUCAUAAUCUUUGCCGAAAUUGUUUUGGGAAGCACAUGACAAAGCAUUGUCAGUCCUCAAAGUGCAAGAAGUGUUCAAUAAAGCAUUCAACGUUGCUACAUGAUGCAUAUCCCUCCUCGUCUACUUCAUCACAAUCUACUACUCCACAAACUCAAAAACCUGCUCUAUCCGAACAUACCCCUACAACCUCGACUUCAAAGGAUACACCUGUCACUCAAACUGUCGCCGUAUCCUCUACUGUUCUCUCUUCACAUACUGUCAGCAAGGUCUUUCUGGCUACUGCAGUGGUGAAAAUCCUGGAUAGAGACAACAAUGUUCAUCUUUGCAGGGCCAUCCUAGACUCGGGUGCCCAGAUGAAUUUGAUGACUCAGGAACUCUGUCAAAAGCUAAAAUUGAACAAAUCCUCCUCCUCUGUCGUGAUUUGUGGAGUUACUAAUUCUCACAGCGUCGCAAAGCAUCAGACAGACACUAUUGUUCAGUCUCGACUCAAUGACGUACAUCUUGAAUUCAAUUCUCUGGUAGUUCCGAAAAUCGCAGGAGAUCUCCCUAAUUGGGAAGUAGACACUAAAUCCAUCCCACUUCCUCAGAAUGUUAUUCUGGCAGACCCUACCUGGAAUGUCACUCAACCAAUUGAUAUCCUUAUUGGUGCUGCUCAAUACUUCGACAUUGUGAAGGAUGAGUCUAUCAAAUUGGGUCCUGGACUUCCCCAGCUGAAGAACACGGACUUUGGGUGGAUUAUUGUCGGAGCCCAUACAUCACCACAGCAGCCUACCUCCAAUCUCACUUGCUGUCUCACUACUCUCUCAAGUAUCGAUAAAACCCUAAAGAAGUUUUGGGAAGUCGAAAAUGUUCCUUCUAACCCUCCACCAUCUCAGGAACACAAGGAAGUUGAGCAAUUGUUUUCUGAAACUACGUUCAGGGACUCAACCGGCAGAUAUGUUCUUCACCUUCCUCUUCGAUCCAUUGUUGAAAACUUGGGGGACAACAAGGACAAUGCAACUCGCCAAUUUCUACGUUUGGAGAAACGCCUUGCCAAAAGUCCUGAACUCAAAGCUGACUAUGCCAACUCCAUUCAACAAUAUCUCAAUGAAGGUUUUCUUGAGCCCAUCUCCAAUAAUGAGAGUUCCCUGCCUGUCUACUACCUUCCACAUCAUCCAGUGGUAAAGGAAUCUUCAACGACCACAAAGAUCCGUGUUGUCUACAACGCUAGCUCUCGCUCAUCCACUGGACUGAGUCUCAAUGAUGUGCUAAAAGUUGGGCCUACCGUUCAGCCUGAACUUGUCGCUACUCUCAUGUUGUUCAGAAGAUAUCCCAUUGCACUCAGCGCUGACAUUCGUCAAAUGUAUCCGCAGUUCCUCCUCCAUCCUCCUCACAGGGACUUGCAGAGGAUACUUUGGAGAAAUUCCACUUCUGAGCCGAUUAAAGAGUACAGGCUUACUGGAGUCUGUUUUGGCGUUGCGUCCUCGCCUUUCUUGGCCACACGGGCACUCAAUCAGCUAGCUGUGGAUGAACAGGAGUCAUAUCCAAGAGCCUCUCAUGCCAUUCUCCACAACUUCUACGUAGAUGAUUGCCUGCUUUCUUGUCAUACAAUUGACGAAGCUCUCAACACUCAACAGCAGCUGAUCAAUCUUACUCAAUCAGCUGGUCUCACUCUCACCAAGUGGUGUUCAAACCGCAAGGAGCUUCUUCAAAUGACCGAUGAUUCUACGACCUCUCUCGAUGUUCCUGAACAUUCCGUCAGCACCCUUGGAAUGAAGUGGAAUGCGCAACGUGACGUAUUUCACUAUGAUUUCUCAACAGACGAGUCACCAGCUACAACAAAGAGACAAGUCUUCUCCGUUAUUGCUCGACUGUUUGAUCCUGAGGGUUUUCUGGGUCCGCUUGUUGUCAGAGGCAAGAUAUUCAUGCAGUCACUUUGGCAAUUGGGACUUUCAUGGGAUGAUCAGCUACCACUGGACCUCCUUUCCACAUGGGAAACUUACCUAGAGGAUCUCAAAAACAUUUCGAUCAUCGAAAUUCCUCGUUGGGCCUCCACUGUCAAAUCUCCCACCUCGGAAGAAUUGCAUAUGUUCUGCGACAGCAGUCAAGUCGCAUAUGGUGCAGUUCUGUACUAUGUGACAGCAGAUGAAAAUCAUCGGUCAUCUCACCUCAUCUACGCAAAAUCCAGGGUAGCUCCACUUGCAAAGCUGUCCAUUCCUCGACUGGAGCUUCUCAGUGCAGUUCUUGGUGCUCAAAUAAUGGAUAAAUUCCGCACUAUACUAAACAUCACCAGCUGCUUCUAUUGGACAGAUUCAAUGGUCGUUUACCAUCAAAUACGAUCGUCUCAGAACAAGUUUGAUAGUUUCGUUGUUCACAAAAUCGGAAUGAUUCAUACACUAUCUCAACGUGAGGAUUGGCAUCAUGUCCCAGGGAUUCUUAAUCCAGCGGAUAUCAUCUCACGGGGAUCUACUGUGCAAAACCUACACUCUUCAUCGCUUUGGUGGCAUGGUCCAUCCUUUCUACUCCAGCCAACCUCAGAAUGGCCUCAACCAAAUUCUAUCGAAAAUCAGUCAUUUUUGCUGGCAUCUCUACCGGAAGAAACACAAUCUGCACUUCCACCACCAGACUUCAUAUCCAAACUUGUAUCAGAGUCUUCUGACUACUCACAAGUUACACGGGUACUUGCCAUUUCUUUCCGGUUCCUCUCUGUAGCCAGCAAAUCUUCUCAUUCAUUUGGCCCAAUCUCUGUGACUGAAAUUCAUCAUGCUGAAGUGAUGCUGCUGAAAUGGGAGCAGAAUGCUAAACUCUCAGAAGUUGCUAAGGCCAUCGAGAACAACACUCUCAACUCAAACAGAAGCAUGAAAACCUACAAGUACCUUUCUCCAUUUAUCGACAAGGAUGGUCUCAUCAGAGUUGGUGGUCGUCUCUCUCAAUCGGACGAGUCCUAUGACACCCGUCACCCCAUUCUGCUGCCAAAGGGGGAGCUUGCCCGACUGAUCACCACUCAUGAACAUCGAAAAAAUCUCCAUGCAGGCCCUCAACUACUUCUGUCGAUCUUAAGACAGCGUUUCUGGCCAUUGGGAGCACGUAACUUGACUCGUCAAGUUGUGCAUAAUUGUGUCCGAUGCAUUCGCUGCAAGCCACGCCUUCAACAACAGUUCAUGGGUGAUCUACCUCAAGAACGAGUAAUUGCAACUUCUCCUUUUCACAACACGGGCGUUGAUUUCUGUGGUCCAAUGUGGGUUAGACCAGACCUCAAACGCGGAGGAACUCCACGAAAAGCUUAUGUGGCUGUUUUUAUUUGCCUCUCUACAAAAGCUGUUCAUCUCGAGCUUGUCAGUAAUCUGAGCUGUGAAGCUUUCAUCGCAGCUCUUCGUAGAUUCGCUGCAAGACGGUCAGCUCCUCUUCAUGUCUUUAGUGACAACGCCACAAACUUCACUUCAGCUGACAAGGAACUGCAGUCACUCUUAGACUCUCAAGUUUGCCAGGAUGAGCUCUCAUCAACAGCCACUUCUAUGGGAAUCACAUGGCAUUUCCAACCACCACGCUCUCCUCAUCACGGUGGUCUUUGGGAAUCAGCCGUAAAGUCGCUGAAACACCAUCUACUUCGAACCAUUGGUGACAGAUGCUUUACAUACGAGGAUCUCUACACGAUUUUGACUCAAGUGGAGAGCAUUCUCAACAGUAGGCCACUUACAGCACUCAGUGAUGAUCCAUCAGAGCCUUCCUGCCUCACUCCUGGACACUUUCUGGUAGGCAAACCUCUAAACGCAGUCCCGAGCCCUAGCCUUCAAGAAAUUCCACUCAAUCGCCUCGAUCACUGGCAGCUGUGUCAGCAGAUAAUUCAGAAGUUUUCACAUCGUUGGAGACUUGAAUACCUCACUGAGCUCCAAAGAAGGACAAAGUGGUUUUCACCUCAACCAAAUUUGAAAAUUGGAGAUUUGGUGAUUAUUCACGAGGACAAUGCACCAUCUCAUCAGUGGCCCCUUGGAAUAAUUCAUCAGCUCCAUCCCGGCAAGGACUCCAAGGUACGUGUCGUGACAGUCCGCACUCCUAAAGGGCUGUACAAAAGAUCCAUAGCAAAGAUUUGCCGACUACCAUCGCCUGAGGAUGAUCAACUCUCCACAACACAGAAGGACCCUUCGGGCCUUCAAGGGGGAGCAUGUAACGGCUGA
Molecule: messenger RNA, 5310 nt
Organism: Phlebotomus papatasi
Lineage: Eukaryota; Metazoa; Arthropoda; Insecta; Diptera; Psychodidae
Exons: 1
Coding region: 1-5310 (1769 amino acids)
Biological process (GO): DNA integration; proteolysis
Molecular function (GO): aspartic-type endopeptidase activity; nucleic acid binding
Source: RefSeq, a predicted model, not a curated record